Molecule: messenger RNA, 1653 nt
Organism: Penicillium daleae
Lineage: Eukaryota; Fungi; Ascomycota; Eurotiomycetes; Eurotiales; Aspergillaceae
Exons: 6
Coding region: 1-1653 (550 amino acids)
Source: RefSeq, a predicted model, not a curated record
AUGACAACCACAAUCACAACCCCAUCCUACCAAGAACGCGCCGCCGAAAAGCGCGCCAACCAACUCGCCCUCAUCCCACCCGAGUGGCGACUCUCCCCAGUUCCCUCCGUAGAAUCGCACCCCGACGCUCUAGCAUAUGUUCGGCGCACACUCACACCAGCAGAGCUCACACUCACGGAAGAAACGGAUAUCACAGUUCUUCUGCGAAAAUUGUCUUCCGCAGAACUGUCAUCGCUAGAGUUGACGAGGGCGUUUGCGAAGCGCGCUGCACUGGCUCACCAGCUGACGAUAUGUUGUACGGAGAUUUUCUUUGAAGAGGCUUUUGCGACGGCGAGACAGAUGGAUGAGUAUCUUGCGAAGACGGGGACGAUUAUUGGGCCUUUGCAUGGGUUGCCUGUCUCCAUUAAGGAUUUGUUUUCGGUGAAGGGUGUUGAUACGUCGAUUGGAUGGGUCGGAUUAACCAACAAUCCUGCGCCUGCAGAUAAAUCCGUGGCCCGAACACUGCGCCGUCUCGGAGCGGUGCUAUAUGUAAAGACCAAUCUCCCCCAGUCAAUGAUGAUGUCCGACUCGUACAACCACGUCUUCGGGCAAUGCGUCAACCCAUUGAAUCGAAAUUUGAUUUCUGGCGGUAGUUCCGGCGGCGAGUCCUCGCUUGUUGCAGCGAGAGGAAGUGCGCUUGGUAUUGGGACCGAUAUAGGUGGUUCGAUUCGUAUCCCGGCGAGUUUGUGUGGACUUUAUGGACUGUCGCCUACGCCGGGACGGCAUCCGUAUGAGCGCGGGAGUCCCAGUCAAGACAUUGUCCGCUCGGUCGCAGGUCCGAUGAGUUGUAGUCUGGCGACGAUUGAGCGGUAUAUGGAGGCUUUGCCCUGUGCAGCGCCUUGGGAACUUGAUCAACAUACCGCUCCAGUGCCGUGGCGGCGAAGCAUGGCUUCGCUUAAAGCGAAGAGGCUAAGGAUAGGAUUCUUGGUUGAUGACGGCGUGGUCAAGGUUCAACCCCCGAUCGCAAGGGCAGUUCGUGAAGCUGUUGCUGCACUAAAGGCAGCUGGUCAUGAAGUGUUCGAAUGGGAUGCCUCAUCACAUGGGUAUGCGUACCAACUUUGGGAAAAGGCCAUCCUCUCCGACGGCGGCGAGGGCUGUCGCAAGAAGAUUGAGAUGACCGGGGAACCUUUGAUUGAGGGUAUGCUAGUCGGAACUGAGAAGAAUAUUCUGACUACAUCCGAGACUCAUCAACUCAACGCCGACAAAUAUCUCUAUGAGAGUGAAUAUCUCGACCGCUGGAAUACAUCCGGCGUAGACGCCCUUAUCAUGCCCAACACUCCCUGGGUCGGAUACAAGCCAUGGACAUGGGUAAGAUCCAGCGCUUAUGUGGGAUAUACUAGUAUCUGGAACCUGUUGGGGUAUGCCGCUUUGGCAGUUCCUGCUACAAGUGUAUCCAGGGAGAAGGAUCUGCCUGAUCAGGAGUGGUUGGAUCAUGUCCCGCGUAAUGCGGGUGAUAGGUUUAAUAAAGAGCAGUAUGAUCUCGAUCUUGUUGAUGGCAUGCCUGUGGGAUUACAGGUUGUGGGUGGGCGUUUUGGAGAGGAGAAAUGCGUUUCUGUAGCGAAGGCGAUUGAGCAGGCUGUGCGGUGGAGGGAUGCUGCUCGGUCGAAUCUUUGA